UUUACAGUUUCUUCUUCUUCUCUGUGACAGUACUCAAUUUAAUUUCGUAAAAGUCCUCUGGUUUAAUUAUCGGAAUAUUAUUAUCAUGGAAGACAAGAAUAACACAGAACUUGGAGAUAAGAAGUCGUAUGCUGGCAUCCCAGAAGCCGAAUUUGUAGAAGAUGUAGAUUCAUAUAUGGCAAGAGCUGAAAAUAAUGGUAACGUGGACGAGGCAUUGAAAAAAUUAGACAGCCAACAUGCAAAGUACAAAUUAAUGGAAAUUAAUUUGUUGGCUAAGAAGAGACGAUUAUUAAGUCAAGUACCUGAUUUGAAACGAUCCCUCAGUACAAUUGAAAAACUUGAACAACAAAAAGAUGAAUUUGAAACUCAAUUCUUAUUAAGUGAUCAAGUGUUUGCGAAAGCACUUGUGCCUCCUACAGAACAUGUAUGUUUAUGGCUAGGUGCGAAUGUCAUGCUUGAAUAUGAACUGGAGGAUGCCAAGAAAUUACUCUCUCAAAAUAUUUCUGCUGCUACAAGAAAUUUAGGAUAUGUCGAGCAUGACCUUGACUUUUUAAGGGAUCAGUUUACAACUACAGAAGUAAAUAUGGCAAGAGUUUUUAAUUGGGAUGUAAAAAGACGCCAAGCAGCAAAAGCAGCAGCCAGCAAAUAACUCAAAACAAUCACUAUUUAUCAAUUUUUUAAUUUUUGAAUAUGUGUUGCAUUUAAUAACUAUGCUUUUUAAUAACACCACAUACAUAUUUAUUAAUCAUUUAAACCUCAUACAUGAAUAAAAAUUAUAUACUUUCUGUCA
Aethina tumida (small hive beetle) is the source of this 790-nucleotide messenger RNA. RefSeq names its product prefoldin subunit 3 (gene mgr). Gene Ontology annotation, cellular component: prefoldin complex; cytoplasm. Gene Ontology annotation, molecular function: tubulin binding. Gene Ontology annotation, biological process: microtubule-based process; tubulin complex assembly; protein folding. The transcript is spliced from 3 exons. The record is from RefSeq and is a predicted model, not a curated record. NCBI's taxonomy places the organism in Eukaryota, Metazoa, Arthropoda, Insecta, Coleoptera, Nitidulidae. Bases 86 to 649 code for a protein of 187 amino acids.